Messenger RNA from Sphaerulina musiva SO2202, 1038 nucleotides. RefSeq lists its product as uncharacterized. The record is from RefSeq and is a predicted model, not a curated record. The transcript has a single exon. Lineage: Eukaryota; Fungi; Ascomycota; Dothideomycetes; Mycosphaerellales; Mycosphaerellaceae. The coding region runs from base 73 to 705 and encodes 210 amino acids.
AAGAAACUGUCGAUCGCUACACGGCAUUGCGUACCACAGCCAAGGACGAUCUGCACGAGACUCUUCUUCAUAAUGGCAUCUUCUAUCGUCACAGUAUCCAUGCUCGCCAUGGCCAUGGCACAGACAACAACGCUGCAGAUUCCUUUCUAUGGUUACGACAACUUCCCAAUCGACGCCUCUGUCAUCGCUGUCCAGGACUCGGUCACAACACUCACACUAGCUUGCCCUUCGAAUGCGGACGAGUGUGGUCUCUUCCCACAGCAGACUCUGACCUACGGGCCAUCGACUUAUCGAAUGGAUACGGGAGAUGGUGAUGCCUUCACAGGCUUCCAGGUCUGCGAGGCCAGUGUAUGCACCGAGAGUGCGGGUGGGAGCGAGGCGAAUUUUCCCGGUAGUAGUAUGACUACUUAUGAUGGUGUGGAGACUAUGCCGGUCACCGUCACGGGAGGUGUUUCCUUGCUGACUGGAGGCGCCGGAAGUGCUACUGCUACGCCGUCGCCCAGUACGGGAGCGACUGCCAGUGAGACUAUGGCAAGCGUUACGCAGUUGAGUGGGACUGCGAUGAGUAGCAGUGAGACGGGCAACGCGAGCCAGACCCAGAGUGCUGCGGCCCUGACUUCGAGCGGUGCAGCCUCUCGCUCAAACACAAUGCUCAGUGGAAGCUUGAUUGGAGGAAUGAUGGGCUUGCUAGGUCUUCUUUGUUAGAUCAGGAAUUUCAUUGCAGUUUUGAUUGCCCGCGGAACGAGCGUCAUCCACAACAUCUUUUGGUCUAUCGUCCUGCAGUCAUCGCAAUGCACGGCUCGAAUCAUGUGGUUCCAACCACCCCAGAGUUUUCUGAUACUUCGAUCCCCAGAGUUUAGAAUCUCAUUCAAAGAACGAGCGAAUGCCGGUUCGACGACAUUGAAAUUCGUCCGCGAUUUGACGUUCUCCGAAUUCACUUACUCCAUAUCAUGGACGCUAUGGCCUUCUUCAUCCUUGGGCUUUGACAGUAAGGGAGCUGGAACAGCGGAGCCAUAGAGCUGUAGAGGAAGAAUCUGA